AUGGUGAACCAACAGAUCCACCAGCGCAACGCCGCCAUUGAACACCAAUUAGCACAACGCCGAGCCCGAAAACCAACCGACCGAUCGAUGCCUGAUGGUGUGGAUGACCUAGUAAUCGGUGACAGUGUAAACCAAUACAAAGAGCUACGCGGAAUGGAGAAAAAGCUAGACCAUGUUAUGGCUAGGAAGCGAUUAGAGAUCCAUGACGCCUUCAGCAGAAACAUUAAAAGACAAAGGACCAUGCGAAUAUGGAUAUCCAACACCGCAACCUAUCAGCCCUGGCAGACCAAUACGGAAGAGGGCGGCUUCACCUUUGAAGCAGAGGGCGAACCGUCAUAUUCGGUCAAAAUAGAAGGAAGGCUCCUCGAAGACCCCGAAGAUGACAUCCUGCAUGAUUCCGAUGAAGAUGAUGAAGCCCACGGAGACGAUUCAGGCAGACGGCACGUAACCAAGCAGCCCUUGAACUCAUUUACCCAUUUCUUCAAGGCCAUCAAUGUCGAGUUCGACAAAGCCCGCACCAGCACUGGCGAUCCAAACUACCAAGUAUCCUGGAAGAAGGCUGCAAACACUCCCGCAAACAGUGCUGAUCUCGAUUACAUUCAGUUCCAGCGCAGAUCUGACGAGAACAUGAAUGUCACUGUGUGUCUGACGAGAGAUGAACAACCAGAACGCUUCCGUUUAAGUCAGGCACUUGCAGCCACAUUGGACAUGGAGGAAGCGGAUCGUGCGGAAGUUGUCAUGGGCAUUUGGGAUUAUGUCAAAGCCAUGGGUCUGCAAGAAGACGAAGAAAGACGUACCAUUCGCUGCGACGAACGCCUUCGCCAGAUUUUCAACACAGAGACUCUAUUCUUCCCACAAGCGGCCGAACGGCUUGUUCCACAUCUUCACCCGCUACCGCCCGUUCGACUACCAUACACAAUUCGAGUGGAUGAAGCAUUCCAAUCGAAUCCGGAAUCAACAGUGUACGACAUCCAAGUCACCAUCGAAGACCCGUUGCGUGCACUGAUCUUAAAAUUGACACAGAACCCCGAACAUCAAGCUGCUCUGCGUCAAAUUUCCAGGGUUGACGAUGAACUUGCCGUGCUUGUUCAGGCUAUUCAGCAUCAUAAAUCGAGACACGCCUUCUUCAAUUCCAUGUCCAAAGACCCCAAGGCAUUCAUGGAUCGUUGGAUGAAUAGCCAAAAGAAAGAUUUGAGUGUUCUCCUCGCUGAGGCAGAGAGAGGAGAUGUUGCUGGCAUGGAAUUCGCAAAGGGAGGUGACGACGGCGUUUGGAAUGCAGAUGUCGUUCGCGAGGCAGUGAGAUAUCGGCUCGCAAGAGCAGAGGCAGUCAAAUAG
Molecule: messenger RNA, 1335 nt
Organism: Exophiala aquamarina CBS 119918
Lineage: Eukaryota; Fungi; Ascomycota; Eurotiomycetes; Chaetothyriales; Herpotrichiellaceae
Exons: 1
Coding region: 1-1335 (444 amino acids)
Biological process (GO): regulation of transcription by RNA polymerase II
Cellular component (GO): nucleus; SWI/SNF complex
Source: RefSeq, a predicted model, not a curated record